AUGAACUAUAUUGCAGUUUUCUGUUGUGUAGGGGCCCUUGCUAUCACUGGUUCGUUGCAUCAUGUUGAUAAGGAUCUCCUCGGGUGGUGGUUAUGUGAACGACAAGUGAAAUCGGGAGGUCUAAAUGGGCGGCCCGAAAAGCUUCCUGAUGUCUGCUAUUCAUGGUGGGUUCUUUCCAGUUUGAUCAUGAUCGAUAGAGUUCACUGGAUUGACAAGGAAAAACUCAUUACGUUCAUAUUGGAUUGUCAGGAUAAGGAGAACGGUGGAAUUUCUGAUAGGCCAGAUGAUGCAGUUGAUGUUUUUCACACCUAUUUUGGUGUAGCUGGCCUAUCUCUUCUCGAAUAUCCUGGUGUGAAAGCUAUAGAUCCAGCAUACGCAUUGCCAGUUGACGUUAUAAAUAGAAUCUUCAUAGGCAAAUAA
Molecule: messenger RNA, 420 nt
Organism: Striga hermonthica
Lineage: Eukaryota; Viridiplantae; Streptophyta; Magnoliopsida; Lamiales; Orobanchaceae
Source: the annotation of a GenBank genome assembly